UUGACCCCUAGAACCGUAUCGAAAACGCCUCACCUUGCAGCAGCAGCUGCCAAAGCCCGGUCCUGUGGCUGGCCAAGGCCGCCAUGGCCAGUGCUAGCGACGGAGGAAGAUCUCCAAAUACGUCGCCCGAAGCUUCGGUGGGUGACGCGGCCGGAGGGACGCCCGAGCGUGGGCGUUCGGCUCCCUCUGCACCAGACGACCCGCGUCUACCACCACCGGCCACGGCCACAGCCAAACGGAGCGCUCUCCACAAGCCCAAGCCCACUGAAGGCGGCGGGUAUGACUUCUCUGGCUCGUACGAGCAGACGCGGCGAGUCCGCUUCAAGUUCGGCGUGCAUUCCCUGGCAGUGGAAGCAACGCUGGCCAAACUCUUCGAGAGCCUCACAAUGGAGUGCAGUGGCGUGUUGGUUCAGCCGCAGUGGAAACACUUCCGGCACUUUGACAUGGUCAAGAACGACCAGAUUCGACUCAGCAACGGAAUAUGGCGUUCCUGGCACAUCAAAUACCAAAAGGGAAGUGAGCCGCUUUUCUGCACUUUUGACCUCAACCCAAAUCUCAAUGACCACACAAGGCCAGAGGCGGUGGUGUUGGAAGGUAAGUAUCAGAAAAGAAAGGUGGAGGCGGUAGCAAGAGAGUACAGGAAAUGGAGGAUGUUCCACAGAGAGAAAUUCAGGCAAGGGGGGUGCAAAAGAGACCCACUCCUGGCCGAUCUUGUGGAGAACUUGCGUGGAGAUGAGUUGGGUGGCGGAGUUGAGCUGCAAGCCAUGCAGGUUGACCCUCCAAUUCCGGCUGGCUUGAUUCAAUUGGAUGGUAAUUUAGCAAAAUCUCUUCCCCUCCUCACGCGACUUACCCCUCAACUUCUAUCUACCAUAUUCUUACAGAGCUGUCUGACCCAUUGUUUAUGGGCCUGGGGCAAGACUACUUCCCCGAGUAUAACGCCAGUAAGAUCACUCACACACACACACACACACACUGUUUCUCUAGGUCUACCCCACCCACCCACCCUCUCGCUAUGGCUAUGUGUGUACGUACAGGUACCAACAUGAUGUUUCAACCGAAAAUGGACGUGCUCAGUUCAGCCCUGGAUGAGUUUCUUGGUAAACUGGAACCAAUGGAAGUGCUCCUGUCUCGUACCAGCAGCUCCAACUACCAGUCGCCACUGGUGGCCUUCCCACAAAUGACAAACCCCGCCCCCUUUCCCCAGGCCACGCCCCCUCUCCAGCAGCAGCUGUUUUCUCCGCAGAUGGCCCAUCCCUCUCUCCCUCCCUCACAUCCUCCCAUGGGCUCCUCCCUCCUCUCUGAUUUCGGGGUCACCGAUCCCCCGAGUUCAAUGUUCCCCUCUUUCUCCCCACCUCCGCAGUCGUACUUUGACCCCCAGCAGAGCAGCAACUAUGACAACAGGCAUUCCCUGACCCCCGCCCAAACUCCGCCCCCAGACCACCAGUUUUCCCUGCCGCCCGAAGUUCCUGGGGGACUUGAAACCUCGUCAAUGUUUCAUUUCCCUCUCAAGAGGGACCCAUCGUCUGACAGUCUCAAGUCCCCCCACGGAGAAUUUGUGGCCCCCUCAAACGGGGGGCAAAGCCCUACUAAUAUUCCGCUAACAAACCCCGAAUACGGCGGGUCGAGGUCUCAACCAUCCGAGUACAACUUUGUGUCGCCAGGGCAACCGCCGAUGGGUAGGAGUGACAUCACCGUGGAUACAUCUCAGCAGCGUCUUUCAUAUCGGCAGAUAUCAUCCGGUGACAUGUUUCCAGGUGUUCUCGACGCGGGUCAAAGGUCAACAAUAGACAACGUGGCGAUGUCAUACAACACUCCGCAAGGGGGUGUGGUCUCAAUGGAAGGGGGAGGGAUCCUUGGUAGCAAGAGAAAAGAAGGUUCGCACCAGUUUCUUCCUGGGAGCAAGCGGAGGAGUCCGCACAACUCACAGAGCGACCUCCCGCUGUGGGGGAACGAGGAAGGGGGAGCCCCUGGCGUCCCCGGCUCGUCAAUGCUCCCACCUUCUGGCCCCACGUUCCUCUCGUCUCGGAGGGCCAGCAUAGGAAGUGCAGCCCAGCUCAGUGACCGACCAGUUCUACAGAAGAAUGCGAGUGAGCCAGCCGGGAGCCUGCUUCUCAGGGAACAGCUGAAGUUGCUAACGCAACAGCACGAGGCCCACUCUCAGGAACUGGACAAACAGCAGUCUCUGGCUCAGCAGCAGUAUCGCGACGUCCUCCACCAGUACAAGAAACAAGUGGUGGGACAGGAGCAACUUAGUGAGUCAGACAAACACCUCCUGCGGACUGUUCUCGCCAAACCUGCACUAUUAGACGUCCUCCGAGCCCUCCUCUCCCCCUCCUCCUCUCCCUCCUUCUCCCAGCCCACACCCUCCCCCCUUCUCCUCACACCCUCCCCCACCCCCUCCUCUUCCUCCCACCUCCCUCCCGUCACCAGUUUCCUGCCGGCCGCCGGAGGAGGAGGAAGUGCAGAGAGAGAGAAUCCACUGCCAAAUGAAGAGCUUGCCUCCCCAGAAAAUGUCAAGCAGGUGACAGAGUUCCAGAGUCGACUCCUGGUGGCUGCCGCUGUGCAGGCGAGUGGCGGGAGUAACACACGUGCCUCAAACAGUGCUUCUUUGGCAUCGACUCCAGAACCGGCUCCCUUCCCGGGUGACACUGAGCUCCUAUCGCCAGAGUCUCGAUCGGGGACUGGAGCAGAGACCACACCUUCCAUAUCUUUCAAAAUAAAGUCUUCGCGAGGCCUGAGCUCUGAACAGAAGGAAGUGUUCAAGGAGAUCAAGAGACAAUCUCACAUCACUGCUGAGCAGAGGAGACGAGGGACCAUCAAGCAGGGAUUCGACCAGCUGCAGACUAUCGUGGUGGACCCCUCUUCCUAUCCCAGUGGAAAAGUCAGCAAGGCCACUGUUCUAGAGAAAACUGUGGAGUUCAUAGAGCGAGCCCACCACGACAGGGACCAGAGAGAGAAGCAGGUACAGGCUCUGCGGCGAGAGCAGGAGGAGCUAAACGCGGCCAUCGCCGAGUGUCAGGAGAACUUGCCAGCCUCCGGAGUCCCUGUUACAAGACAGAGGUUUGAAGAGAACAGACGAAGGUUCCAGGAGUACAUUCAGAGACGGACACUCCAAAACUACAAGUUCUGGAUCUACAGCCUCAUUCUGAAGCAGCUGUUUGAGUCUUACAACAGUACCGUAUCCACGGGUAACCACGACGAGCUGUGUCGGACGGUGCUGGCCUGGUUUGAGCAGAACUGCUCCCUCCACGCCCUCAGACCCGUGGUGAUGAACAGUCUAAAAGAGCUGAGUACAAAGACUUCGAUACUGUCUGACCCAUCCCAAGUCCCUCAUCAGCUGGUCCAGUAUGCCAAACAACAGUUGGAGACCUCUCAACAAGACUACAAUUAUUCUUGACACACACCACUGUAUAAUAUUAUGCUGCUUCAACUUUUUUUCACCAGUUCAAAUUCCAAACCAUCUGUUUGUUAUGUAUAUUAUAUAUUAAAUAUAGAGGUUCUUUUUUCACCCAUAGUUUUGAGAACAAAGGACAAAAGAAGGGAGUUUUGAGAGACAAUCCUAGUCCAUGGUGGAGCUACUCUCCAACUGUGGCGUGCACCUUUUCCAUGAAAUCUUCAACUGCUGCCUGUGCUGUGGCAGCUCUAGUGUGGUACUUGCAGAGGACGGACUCCUUCCCCAUUGCCUCCGCCAUGGCUCUAGUGUAGCUGCCAGUGUUCCCACAGCAGAUCCCAAUGUAGCGCAGUCCCAGCUCCAGACACCGCUUCGUGAACUCCACAAUCUCCAUUCGGGUGACGUAAAACGGCUCAAGUCCGUUUGGGUACGCCGGGUUGUUUUUCGGGUACCCCUUGUCGGCAAACACUUGCCACGUGGGUUGCUCAGAAGUUGUGCGGUACGCAAUCGGUAGCGCACACACUUUCUCUGGAGGAACCACUUUAACAAUCUGCUCCACCACUUCGAUCAUGUUGGCCGGGCCCUGCGAGCAGUUGACUCCGACUAGCGUUGCUCCCAGCUCCACCAACUGACAACACGCCUCGGGGAUAGCGACUCCGUCGUGCGUCGCAUACACUCCGUCUUUCUUCCUCAGGUUUCUCACGGAGAGCGUCACGACAGCUGGGAGACCGGACGAAAUGAUGACCUCGACUGCUACCUUUGCCUCUGCCAGGCUCCACAUUGUCUCGGCGAUGAUGUAAUCCGCCCCCUCCUCCUUGGACCAACGAACUUGCUCCUCGAAAAUCUUCUUCACUUUCUCGGUGGGGUCUUCAUCGCUGGGCGAGUCGGAGAAUUUGAAGAGGUUUGUACUGGAGAGACCUCCUGCACACAGCGUCCCCGUCUCAUCGGCCACCUCGCGGGCAAUUUUUAUCGCGAUCCGAUUUAUCUCCUCCGUCCGGUCCUGGCCACUUAUUCUCUCCAUCAUUGUCCUGUUAGUGUGGUACUGUGAUGGAGAAAGGGAUAUCAAUAGUUUGGCCAUAGCUAAAGGUAAUGAAUAGCUAAUAACCCGUGGACCUGGUAGGCUUCCGUGACGUCGGAGCCAGCUCGCACGAACUCGUAGUGCUGUUGCCGCAGGACGUCGGGGUAGUCUAGCACGAACUCGGGCACCCACAGUCCCUGCAGGACGUAGCCCGAGCGGACGAAGGCCAGCAGGUAGCCCUCUGCACACAGGAUCGUCUCCCCUGCAUCCAGCCUCUCCUUCAGACCGCGCCUGCGUCCUUUCUUCUUCUCUCCACCUUCUGAAUCCAUUUUGACAAGAUUCAGCUCAGCUGACCUCCAAUUCUCUUCUCUUACGGGCGCACGCAUGCGCACUAACGUUGCGUGAGCGAAC
Molecule: messenger RNA, 4820 nt
Organism: Geodia barretti
Lineage: Eukaryota; Metazoa; Porifera; Demospongiae; Tetractinellida; Geodiidae
Source: the annotation of a GenBank genome assembly